GACUGCUGAUGCCACAGGACCAUUUGCUCCAACCUUGGUGGUGCAGGAUUAUUCGACACAUGGCUUGUAUGUUGUAGCAGGAUGCCCCAUAGAUUGAUCGAGUUGAAAUACUGGUUGAUAGGUCUGUUCAUGCUGCAACUGGCCGCUUUUUUACUAGUGAUUUGGGUGGCAGACAGGACAAACCUCUUUUACUUAAGGAUGAUUUCCUGCAUGCCAUGCAUGACUUUGUUCCAGUGGCAAUGCGUGACAUCACUAAACCGGCUGCUGAUGGUGGUCGGUCUGGUUGGGAGGAUGUUGGAGGUCUUAAUGACAUCCGGAAUGCUAUUAUAGAGAUGAUUGAGUUGCCAUCCAAAUUUCCAAAUAUAUUUGCACAAGCUCCUCUAAGGAUGCGGUCCAAUAUUCUGUUGUAUGGUCCCCCUGGUUGUGGCAAAACACACAUUGUUGGUGCUGCAGCUGCUGCAUGCUCACUAAGAUUUAUCUCAGUCAAAGGUCCUGAGCUGCUGAAUAAAUACAUUGGUGCUUCUGAGCAAGCUGUAAGUGAAUUUACAACUUUUCCACUUCUCCUAGUACAUUUCUAUUAUAGAAAAGGAAAGAUGGUCAACCAAGGGCGUAUAUGUCAUUUCAAAUGCAAAUUGAUUCCUUCUUGAUAUAUGUGGACCCCACAUUCCCUUGACCACAACACUCCCUUAAAAGUUUAAAUGUAGUGU
Molecule: messenger RNA, 707 nt
Organism: Nicotiana attenuata
Lineage: Eukaryota; Viridiplantae; Streptophyta; Magnoliopsida; Solanales; Solanaceae
Product: peroxisome biogenesis protein 1-like
Exons: 3
Coding region: 216-647 (143 amino acids)
Biological process (GO): protein import into peroxisome matrix
Cellular component (GO): peroxisomal membrane; cytosol
Molecular function (GO): ATP binding; ATP hydrolysis activity
Source: RefSeq, a predicted model, not a curated record